Messenger RNA from Anneissia japonica, 4103 nucleotides. Its product is annotated as DNA ligase 1-like. The coding region runs from base 147 to 3359 and encodes 1070 amino acids. Gene Ontology annotation, cellular component: mitochondrion; nucleus. NCBI's taxonomy places the organism in Eukaryota, Metazoa, Echinodermata, Crinoidea, Comatulida, Comatulidae. Gene Ontology annotation, biological process: DNA biosynthetic process; DNA repair; lagging strand elongation. Gene Ontology annotation, molecular function: ATP binding; DNA ligase (ATP) activity; DNA binding. The transcript is spliced from 22 exons. The record is from RefSeq and is a predicted model, not a curated record.
GUUCGAUACUCUGCCGCGCCAAUUCAAGCCCAAACCGCGGGAAAUGUUUGGAGAACUCGUUAUAGUCCAACAAGGCCUAGAGGAAUACUAGGCUAGCAUAUGAAUGGUUUGUUGUGUAUAUAAGGUCUACAAUUAGUACUGUAACUAUGGCCCAGAGAUCUAUUAUGUCAUUUUUCGGUUCAAGUGGGAUGAAGAAGACUUCUACUGGCACUGAAAAAAAGAGAGAAAGGUCACCACUGAAAGUGAAGAACAAAUCCCCAGAUAAAUCGCCCAUCACAGAGCAACCAAAGAAAAAGAUGCGCCGGAUCCUGGACAGUGAUGAAGAGGAAGAGGAAGAGAAUGUUGGCAAACAAGUUAGAGAAGAAAAGGAAUUGAGCAAGCAGGAAGAUAAGGAAGGCAAACAGGAGGAUGAGGAAGCAGGAAAACACAAGGAUAAAUGUGAAAAAAUAUGUGCAGAAAAGAAGGCAGAAGGAAGCAAGAAAGAAAAAAUGGAAACAAAUACUGAUGGCGAACAUUCUUCGAAAAUAGGACAACAAUCACCGUCAGAAAACAAAAAAUUUGCAUCUCCCUCAUCAGUGAAUGGAACACCUGGAACUUCAUCACCAGAAUAUACACCAACUAUUUCACCUGGGAGUAUUCCACUUAGAAAAACAGCACGGAAACACAUGCGAAAGCGAACUUUAAACCCUCCAGAAACACAUAACAGCACCCCUGACGAUGUUGAAAAGCCAUCAAAUGAAGUAAAAGAAGAAAUAAAAGAAGAAAUAAAAGAAGAAAGAAAGGAAUCGGAUAAUAGUGUUCCAGAAACUUCUAUGCCAAAGUCACCAACAAUUAAAAAGGAGAUUGUAGACAAGUGUAGUAAAAGUGAUGAAAAUGAUAGUGAAGAAGAUCAAGUGGAGAAGAAAAAAGCCAAGGUGCAAAAGAAGUCAAAGAAAGACACCCCAUCGUCAAAAGGAAGAAUGGUAAAACUACCAGAGAACAUAAAAGCAGAGAUUAGAGAUGUGAAGACUCCAAAAGGAAAAAAGAAAUUGUCUAGUAAUGAAAGUCAAAAGUCCAUAGCUGAACAGGAAGAUGAAGAAGAAACUGCAAAUGACAGUCAAGAAGAGAAGUCAACAAAAGCAAAGAAAAGAAAGAGAAAGCAAAUUAUAGAAAGUGAUGAUGAUGAGGAGGAAGAAGAAAAACUAGAUGUUGACAAGGAAAUGAAAACUUCUCCAAAGGUGAAGAAAGAAGUUGAGAAAAGUCCUGUACAUCCAUUCUUUUCCACAAAGACACCAAAAAGAGAGUUGGCAGACAAACAGAAAGAUAACAAAGAUGACACGCCUGUAAAAACAAAGAAAGAGAUAAGUACACCAGCCAAACCUGUCGGAGCAGGAGACUCAAGUGAUAAGAAAGUUACUGAUGUUAAUUACAACCCCGGGAAGAGCAACUAUAACCCAAUUCUAGAUGCUUGCUGGAAGCAAAAUGAAAAAGUACCAUACCUAGCCUUAGCCCGAACAUUUGAACAGAUUGAAGCCACGACAAAGCGUUUGAAAACCAUUGAGAUUCUAUGCAACUUCCUACGAUCGGUCAUUGCCCUCACUCCGGAAGAUCUUGUUAAGUGCAUCUACCUCUGCUUGAAUAAGCUUGCACCAGCUUAUGAAGGCCUAGAACUUGGCAUGGGAGAAACUAUACUUAUGAGAGCUAUAGGCCAAGCUACAGGCCGCAGUGUUGAUAAAAUGAAGGCAGAAGUAGCUGAGAAAGGGGACCUUGGGAUUGUUGCUGAGACCAGCCGCUCAACACAGAAAAUGAUGUUUGCACCGCCGAAGCUGACAAUUCAGGGAGUUUUCGCAAAAUUACGAGAAAUUGCAGCAAUGACUGGCAAUGCUUCUCAAAAUAGAAAAACUGAGAAAGUAAAGGGAAUGUUUGUAGCCUGUCGCCACUCUGAAGCAAGAUAUCUCAUAAGGUCAUUGACUGGUAAACUGAGGAUUGGUCUGGCUGAACAGUCUGUCUUGGUUGCUCUUGGCAACGCUGUUGUCCUAACUCCACCUGGCCAAGAUAUUGAUGUAAAACAACAAACUACAAUCUCCGACACCAUGCGAAAGAAGAUGGAAGAGGGAGCCUUAAUCAUCAAGACUACUUAUUGUGAACUCCCAAACUAUGACAAGAUCAUUCCCACAUUAUUGGAACAUGGCCUAGAGGAGCUACCUAAGCAUUGUAAAUUGACACCUGGAACCCCAUUGAAGCCCAUGUUAGCCCAUCCGACCAAGGGAAUAUCGGAGGUGUUGAACCGAUUUGAGAAUAUGACGUUUACAUGCGAGUACAAGUAUGAUGGUGAACGAGCACAGAUCCAUCUCCUGGAAAACGGAGAGGUUCACAUAUACAGUCGGAACCAGGAGAACAACACCUCCAAGUAUCCUGACAUCAUUGAGAGGAUCCCAGGCAUCUUGACCGAAGGUGUCACGUCUUGUGUGAUAGACUCGGAAGCUGUGGCAUGGGACAAAGAGAAGAAGGACAUCCUUCCCUUCCAGGUCCUUAGCACCAGGAAGAGGAAGGAUGCAGAUAUGUCACAGAUCAAAGUUCAAGUGUGUGUUUAUGCAUUUGACCUUCUGUACUUGAAUGGACAGUCACUUGUCAAGGAACCAUUUCGCAGACGACGAGAGCUCCUACACUCUUCCUGUAAGGAAGUGGAAGGGCAGUUUGUUUUUGCCAAGUCCAUGGUGUCGACUGAGACAGAGGACAUUCAAGAAUUUCUUGAUGAGUCCAUUAAAGGCAACUGCGAAGGCCUAAUGGUCAAAACAUUAGACGAGGAAGCUACAUAUGAAAUUGCAAAACGGUCUCAUAAUUGGUUGAAGCUCAAAAAAGAUUAUUUAGAUGGUGUUGGCGAUACUUUAGAUCUGGUGGUGAUUGGUGGUUACCGAGGCAAAGGAAAACGCACCGGAACAUAUGGAGGAUUCCUUCUGGCUUGUUACGACGACGAGAAUGAAGAAUUUCAGUCUAUAUGCAAGAUUGGCACAGGUUUUAAAGAUGAAGACCUUGACAAGCACACAAAGUUCUUAACCGAUCACCUAAUCGACAAACCAAAGGCGUACUACCGCUAUGAUACAAGCCACGAGCCAGAUCACUGGUUUGACGCUGUCCAAGUCUGGGAGGUGAAGGCGGCAGAUUUAUCCAUAUCCCCUACGCAUCGUGCCGCAAUGGGCAUCGUUGAUCCAAGUAAAGGAAUAUCUUUGCGCUUUCCACGUUUCUUGAGGAUACGAGAGGAUAAGAGAGCAGACGAAGCAACAAAUGCUUCACAGGUUGCUGAGUUGUAUAAUAAUCAAGACCAGGUGAAGAACCAAAAGGCCAGUACUACUAAGGCAAAUCCUGAUGACUUCUAUUGAUAACAUUGAUUAUACCUCUCCUUUUGUUUAUAUAUUUGUUGGAAAAAUACACCUGUUUCAAUGAAUGUUAAUUCUGAUUACCGUAUUUAUUUGAAUAAAUUCCCCCUAUAAAAGCCUCAUUUGGAAUAAACACCUCCCUCAAAUAUACGCCCAGAGACGUUUAUUCUUAAAAUAAACGCCCCUCAAAUGCAUGUAAACAAAUCUUGUAGAAGCAUUGUCAUUUUCAAUAUAUUCUAAUAAUGUUCUACUCCAGUAGAUUUACAUUUCUUCUAAACUGGUUGGGAUCAAUAAGUCUUUAUGAUCAUGCAAUAACACAUUUUGAUGUUCAUUGUCUGGAGUUCAACAUUUACAGUAAAAUUAAGGGGCAUUUAUUUGAGUACAUUUUAUGCCAAAAAUAUAUUCCUCCCUCAAAGAAAUACCCUCUCAAAAACUCUUCUCAACAAUUUACCCCUGGGGCGUCUAUUGAAAUAUUUGCAUCGGUGUCAACAUCGUCAUCUGUGUAUAAUUUAAAUUAUCAACCAGUAAAUCAUCAAUAAAAAUAUAUUUAAAAAAUACCAGAAGCUAAAUUUUCAGUUGGAGUCGUGUUACACAUUGCAUGUGUAAUUUUGGAGAAUAGCAUAAAUGUACGGGUUUUUGUUUUUCGUUGAAGACUUGAAUUUUAUAAAACUACUGAAAUUUAACAAAUCGUUAUAUUAGGUUGUCAAUAUUAAAUUAGCAUAGUACACACUUAUGUUUUUUAUCAGU